Rhodamnia argentea is the source of this 829-nucleotide messenger RNA. RefSeq names its product G-type lectin S-receptor-like serine/threonine-protein kinase RKS1. NCBI's taxonomy places the organism in Eukaryota, Viridiplantae, Streptophyta, Magnoliopsida, Myrtales, Myrtaceae. The record is from RefSeq and is a predicted model, not a curated record. Gene Ontology annotation, biological process: recognition of pollen. The transcript has a single exon. Bases 128 to 829 code for a protein of 233 amino acids.
UUUGGGUUGCUAACAGAGGAAAUCCGGUGAAUGGUACUUCAGGAGUUGUUGCAUUUGAUCAUAUGGAAACUUAGUGAUCCAUGAAAACAGUGGGAGCUUUCCCAUUUGGUCAACCAAUGUUUCCUCCAUGACUUCGAACGAUUCUACCACCGCCCAACUGUUGGAUUCGGGUAAUCUGGUUUUGAAUCAUGUUUUGAGCAAAGUGGUCAUUUGGCAGGGCUUUGAUUAUCCCACGGAUACCUUUCUUCCGUCCAUGAAACUUGGGUUGGACCGGAGAACCGGUCUGAACUGGUUCCUGACAUCUUGGAAGUCCGAAGAUGAUCCAGCACCGGGCAGUUGUUCAUACCGGUUUGAACCAAUGGGUGACCCACAGUUGUUCCUUUACAAGGAUCGAGCUCCCUAUUGGCGGGGUGGACCCAUAAUUGAGAGACUGCAAGGUGGCGUUCCCAAGGUGGCUUAUGAUCUUAUUUUUAGCAACAUCACAAUUGCGAAUAACGUGAUGGAGGUUUCUCUGAUGUAUGGCGUCGCCAAUGCAUCGGUUAUCGUUAGAAUAGUGGUGCGUGAGUCAGGGUCAGUUAAUCACUUCACAUGGCACGAUGAAGAGCAGCAGUGGACCGAAUUUGCUUACUAUCCAAAGGAGCAGUGUGACCACUACGGCACUGUGGGCCUAAUGCCAACUGCGGUGCAAACAGCGCAGACCAGCUCGACUGCACAUGCCUGCCCGGCUUCAAGCCCAAGUCUCCAAGCGAUGGGUACCCAUGGGACGGAUCAGACGGGUGCAAGAGGAGGCAAGGUGCGUCAAUGUGUCGACGUGGGGAAGGUUUCGUGA